Molecule: messenger RNA, 1815 nt
Organism: Odobenus rosmarus divergens (Pacific walrus)
Lineage: Eukaryota; Metazoa; Chordata; Mammalia; Carnivora; Odobenidae
Gene: DIDO1
Product: death inducer-obliterator 1
Biological process (GO): apoptotic signaling pathway; positive regulation of DNA-templated transcription
Cellular component (GO): Set1C/COMPASS complex
Source: RefSeq, a predicted model, not a curated record
AUGGAUGAGAAAGGUGACCCGAGCAAUGACGAAGUGCCCAAGGCCAUCAAGCCCACCAGCAAAGAAUUCAGGAAAACAUGGGGCUUUCGAAGAACCACCAUUGCCAAGCGAGAGGGCGCUGGGGACGCCGAGGCUGACUGUCUAGAGCGGCAGCCCCAGCAGCAGCAGAGCCUGUCCUUGCGCCGCAGCGGGAGGCAGCCGAAGCGGACCGAGCGGGUGGAAGAAUUUCUUACGACGGUCCGACGACGAGGGAGGAAGAAUGCGCCUGCCUCGCUCGAGGAUUCUGGUGAACCAGCGUCUUGUCCCGUCACAGACGUGGAGACGGCGUCCGAAGGCAGCGUGGAGAGCACCUCUGAGGGGAAGGGCGGGCCCACGGCGGGCUCCGCGGGUGACAAGGGACGGCCUGCCGCCUCCGCAAAGGCCAAAGGGGGUGAGGACGAGGACGACACCUCUGACAGUGACAGCGACGGGCUGACUUUGAAGGAACUGCAGAACCGCCUGCGAAGACAGCGGGAGCAAGAGGCGGCCGGCAGGCCCCCCAAGAGCCUCCAGAGCCGCCUGAGGAGGAAGCGCCGGGAGCAGGAUCCCCCGCAGACCGUGGACGUGGAGGCAGGCGGUGCCACGGAGAGCGUGCUGCCCCGCACGCAGGAGCCCGAGGCUGAGCAGGGUGCGGUGUCCCAGGCCGAGAAAGACUGUGGAGAGAGGGAGCUGGAAGGGAAGGCUCAGGGAGCCGGAGACCCUGGGGACGUGGGCCGGCAGAAGCCCGAGUGUGAGGCCUAUGAGCCCAACGCUCUGUACUGCAUAUGUCGUCAGCCGCACAACAACAGGUUUAUGAUUUGCUGUGACCGAUGUGAAGAAUGGUUUCACGGCGAUUGUGUGGGCAUCUCUGAGGCCCGGGGACGGCUUCUAGAAAGGAACGGCGAAGACUACAUCUGCCCAAACUGCACCAUUCUGCAGGUGCAGGACGAGCCGGACUCAGGAAGCGCGGUGCAGCAGGAGGCCAAGUGCGGGCCGGCGGGCGCCGACGGCACCGACUGCACGAGCAUAGGGACAGUAGAGCACAGGUGCGGCGAGGACCAGGGGAUCAAGGGCAGGAUCGAGAAGGCUGCGAACCCCAGCGGCAAGAAGAAGCUGAAGAUAUUCCAGCCCGUUGCAGAGGCUCCUGGUGCCUCAAAGUGUAUUGGCCCUGGGUGCUCUAACUUGGCGCAGCCUGACUCGGUUUACUGCAGCAGCGACUGUAUUCUCAAACAUGCUGCUGCUACAAUGAGAUUUCUAAGUUCAGGUAAAGAACAAAAACCAAAACCGAAAGAAAAGACCAAGACGAAGCCAGAAAAGCUCAUUCUCCCGAAAUGUAGCGUUCAGGCAGGCAUUAGAAUCUCUGCUAUGCACAAGAGACCGGCUCCAGACAAGAAAGAGAACACCGUGAAGAAGGCAAUGGUGGCCCCGUCGAGGAGUGAGGUCCUCAUGAAGGAAACGACCAGUGAAGGCACGCCGUCCUGGGCAAGCGACCACAAUUACAAUGCAGUAAAGCCAGAACAGACUGCUGCCCUCUGGCCGCCACUGUUGUAUAAAUGUAUGUAUCACCUAGGGGUACGUCUGGACCCUUCCUGGUGUUUCUGGACAGCCGUCACUCAGGCCUGUUCAGGACCAGGAGCUCUAGCCAUAUUUAAUGCUGCACCUGCAAAGACAGAAGCAGAUGCCUGAGCCCCACGUACCUCGAGCCCUGUGCACCUCCUCAGUCUGUUGGCCCUUCCUGUCAGUUCAAACCUCAAAAAGCUGUACAAACCUCAUUGGUAAAUGUCUCACCUGGCAACC